AUGCACCUGUCCUGUGGAGGGUUCAAGCGGGAAUAUGGGGCAGAUGAUGCGGCAGUAGACCAGCAGGCAGGCCAUGGAUCCUGGGCUGCAGGUACAGUAUAUGCGCGGGGGCUGCAGGAGGCACCAGGCCACAUUGAGGCACGGCGUGUGCGGUACCAGGCUGUCAGCCGGGAGUGGCAUGAAUUCCUGGGGUUUAACCCAGGCCCAGGGGUGCGAAAGCGGGCACGGAACAUGGAAAAAGAGCGUUAG
Molecule: messenger RNA, 249 nt
Organism: Histoplasma mississippiense
Lineage: Eukaryota; Fungi; Ascomycota; Eurotiomycetes; Onygenales; Ajellomycetaceae
Exons: 1
Coding region: 1-249 (82 amino acids)
Source: RefSeq, a predicted model, not a curated record